Messenger RNA from Oxyura jamaicensis (ruddy duck), 1044 nucleotides. It is a transcript of the gene PCBD2, whose product is annotated as pterin-4 alpha-carbinolamine dehydratase 2. The record is from RefSeq and is a predicted model, not a curated record. The transcript has 5 exons. Gene Ontology annotation, biological process: tetrahydrobiopterin biosynthetic process. The coding region runs from base 138 to 530 and encodes 130 amino acids. NCBI's taxonomy places the organism in Eukaryota, Metazoa, Chordata, Aves, Anseriformes, Anatidae. Gene Ontology annotation, molecular function: 4-alpha-hydroxytetrahydrobiopterin dehydratase activity.
CCUCUCUCCCGCCUGCCCGCCGCCACCACGCACUGCGCAGUGGCGGGAAGCGGCGGUCGAACCGGAAGCGGAAGCGGUGCCCGGAGCCCCGGCGGAAGCGGCCGUUGUCCGGGGAGACGGAGCGCGGCGGGGCCGGGAUGUGGCGGCUGCUGCUGGCGCUGGCCGGGCUCGGCGGGGCCCUGGCGGCCGGUGAGGGGCGGCGGGCGAGCGGGGCCGCCAAGUCUUCGCAGUCCCAUUGGCUGACAGCAGAGGAGAGGAACCAAGUUUUACUGGAUCUCAAAGCUUCAGGCUGGUCUGAGUUAGGCGAAAGAGAUGCCAUCUACAAAGAAUUCAACUUCAAAAAUUUUAAUCAGGCUUUUGGGUUUAUGACGCGAGUCGCUCUACAAGCGGAGAAGAUGAAUCACCACCCGGAAUGGUUUAAUGUCUACAGCAAGGUUCAGAUCACCCUCAUUUCGCACGACUGUGGUGGGCUGACGAAGAGAGAUGUGAAGCUGGCUCAGUUCAUUGACAAAGCUGCUGCCUCCGUGUAACACAGGUGUAAGGAGUUUUAAUGCAUCAUCUGCCUGUAUCUUGCAUUUAAUUGGUGUUCCUCACUGACUGUAACUCUGAUUUCACACCCCCCUGGGAGGACAAGGGAUUUUGUAAAGGGUGGCUUAGCUUCGUUUGCUUUUAAGACCUUUAUCUGAGAGACCCCUCUGAAUGCCUGCGCUCGUCCUUUUUCAUUGCUGGCUCCACGUGAGGAUGCAGGGGAUAAACCAGCAAAACGUUGGGUUAGAACAAUCCUUUCCUAGAAAGUAAAAGAAGCUGCAGUGAGAGCUAGCACCCGGCCGCAAGCGUCCACGUUCCCCAGUCCCAGCGGAGUCAGGGCUGGUGCCAGCUGCCCCACGCCUCCCACUUCCAUUUCUCAACUUUCACACCCCGGUGCUCUGGAGCGUGGGAUGGGGACCAGGCGGGAUGUCCCCAGCCUAGUGGCUUUGUCAGGGAAAAGUGACACUGCGUGCUGGGGAGCUGCCCCCUGCCUGAGAUGCGGGGUCCUGCGGUGGA